AUGAACGGUGAUGGAUUUUCUUCUGAUCUUGAUUCCGUUGAAGAAGAAUCAACUGAUAUACCGAUCAAGAACACAGAGACUGUGCCGAGCUAUAAAGGUGACGAUGAUAUCCUGUUCAGCCCCUUGGACAAGAAAGUGAAACUCAGCAUGCUCCAGGAUAGGGCUUACUAUUAUGUUCUCCAUGCCUUCAAAGCAGAAUCUCCUGCAAUAUCCAGCUCAAGGAUCGUGAUCAUGCAAGAACUGUUGAAAGAAUUGAAGAUUGAGUACAAGACUCACCAGACUUAUCACAAUGCAAUCGAAGCUGAUCCAAUGGUCCUGCAAUUGAGGAAUGUUUCAUUGGCGUCUGAUGAGAAGGAAAUGCAGAAACUUACUGUCGCUGAAGAACCGGAAAUUACUGGCGUAGAUGGCCAACCUCUGAUAAUCCGUAUCAAACUGAACAAGGAUGACAAUGCCAAAAUUCAAGACAGGGUUUUAGCUCCUGCAAAGAUAAAAGAUGGAAAGGUUUUAGCUCCUGCAAAGAUACAAGACGAAGAGGCAAAACCGAGUUCUACUUCUGAUGAUUCACCUGACUCGAGCUGGGGCCAGGUUUCUCCUGGGUCUCUUGUUGGAAGACGGGUCCAUAUACAAAUGCCUGACGAAGACGAGUACAUUGAAUUCCUCAUCACAAAGUAUGACGCAAAUACGGAAACGCACCACUUGUUGAGUGCUUUCAGCAAUAAGGAUUAUGAGGACCCAUGCAACUGGGUUGAUCUCAGACAUGUUCAGGCAGAGGAUAUGAAAUGGCCAGAGGGAGAUCCAGAUUUACCAGUAUGGAAAUGCUCUCCUAAACCAGGCGAAACUCUCUUCCACGAAACCAGUACAACUCAAAACAAGAAGCAAGUUCAUGAGGUUGGCAAAACUAGCACUGGGAUUCCUGUCAUCAGAAAAGUUGAUAAGGGAAAGGCUGUUGUUGACGCAUAA
Arabidopsis thaliana (thale cress) is the source of this 960-nucleotide messenger RNA. Its product is annotated as Emsy N Terminus (ENT)/ plant Tudor-like domains-containing protein. Gene Ontology annotation, biological process: defense response to fungus. NCBI's taxonomy places the organism in Eukaryota, Viridiplantae, Streptophyta, Magnoliopsida, Brassicales, Brassicaceae. The coding region runs from base 1 to 960 and encodes 319 amino acids. The transcript is spliced from 7 exons. Gene Ontology annotation, cellular component: nucleus. The record is from RefSeq and is marked reviewed.